AGUGGAUAGAUAAAAUCAGACAAUUGAGCAAUAACUACGAGGAAACACCGCUGAUGGCUGUGGUUGGUAACAAAUGCGACAUGGAACAUCAGAGGACGGUGAAAAGGGAUCGAACACACAAAUUCGCCGCGGACAAUGGAUUUCCGUCUCACGAUGUUUCCGCUAGAACUGGCGAAGCGGACUAUCACAAGCCGAUAAUAAUUGCGGAGAUAGGUGACACGGUGGACAUGAACACUGUUCACAAGGUUGUGAAAAGAUUCCCCACGAGGAAGCAAACUCAAAUCCCUUUUCAUCCCCAUUUACCCGGUUCAAAGUCGUCGGUUUGCCUGUUACAG
This is a messenger RNA of Heterotrigona itama, 335 nucleotides long. The record is from the annotation of a GenBank genome assembly. NCBI's taxonomy places the organism in Eukaryota, Metazoa, Arthropoda, Insecta, Hymenoptera, Apidae.